This is a messenger RNA of Nicotiana attenuata, 757 nucleotides long. RefSeq names its product upstream activation factor subunit spp27. The coding region runs from base 162 to 464 and encodes 100 amino acids. Gene Ontology annotation, cellular component: nucleus. The record is from RefSeq and is a predicted model, not a curated record. NCBI's taxonomy places the organism in Eukaryota, Viridiplantae, Streptophyta, Magnoliopsida, Solanales, Solanaceae. The transcript has 3 exons.
GGAAUUAGCCUUUGCUCGUAGACUCGUAGUUCGCAAAUCUCAUUCCUAAUCGCGCGAACUCGCAGAAACGACGAGCACCUAGGUCUGUGGCCUUUCUCCCUUCUUAUGCUCACUUCUCUCUCUGCAACCCUGACUUACUCGGGAAACGAGAAGCUAACAAGAUGCUGCCACAGCGGAUGAAAAAGGCUAUGACAGACAACCCAAAGAAAUUAGCCAAUUUGAUUGACCUCGUAAAUCUCCCUUCAACACUUAGAGAAUUCAUGGGUCAGUCACAGACUUCUCGCUUAGGUUGUUUUAAACGUGUCUGGUCUUACAUCAAGGAAAACAAUCUCCAGGAUCCAAACAACAAGAACUUAGUUAAUUGCGAUGAGAAGUUAAAGAGUAUCUUGUUGGGUAAGCCCCAGGUUGAGCUUACUGAACUACCAACACUGAUCAAGCUGCACUUCCCUAAGGCACCAAGAUGAUCGAGUUUGUUGUAAUGUUUGGUUGAUGUGCUUAUCCUUGAUUUUUUACUAGAUUCCAUGGAUUUUAUGAAGCACUUAGAUUACACAUCUUGGUAAAACGGCUUGCUUACUGUUCAAGGUUCUACAAGUAGAAACAUGUUUCAUCUUCUGUGGAUCUCCACAGUUGAGACCAUAUCUCUCUGUGUAAUUUCCUCCAUUUUUAAUUGUUUUGGGUAAUCUUUAUCGUAUCUCCUUUUUAUCUGUAUCACUCUCUUUACCAUUAUGAGUUAACCAGGCUUCCUUGAUGAACUUCA